This is a messenger RNA of Pocillopora damicornis (cauliflower coral), 3194 nucleotides long. RefSeq lists its product as uncharacterized. The record is from RefSeq and is a predicted model, not a curated record. Gene Ontology annotation, molecular function: protein binding; transcription regulator activity. NCBI's taxonomy places the organism in Eukaryota, Metazoa, Cnidaria, Anthozoa, Scleractinia, Pocilloporidae. Gene Ontology annotation, cellular component: SBF transcription complex; MBF transcription complex.
UUUUUUUCUCGUUUUUUUUUUGCGUUCCUGCUACAUUAGUUUUAAAAGAGAAAACAAUUUGUUUUCGAAAUAAAAGCUAGCGAAGCUUUGCGCCCGUGUUUAUGUGGUGUAACAGCUUCGCUCGUCACAAGAUCCGGUGAAUUGAACUGAGUCAACAUCUCUCAUAGUCUUAAAAUAUUGAUCAGUGGAAAUCUUUCGGCGGCGUCUCCUGAAGCCUGCGACGUUGACGAGUACAGUAAGUAUACAGUACAUAGAAAGGCUGUUUCACUUCUUCCUUCAGUCUGUUGAAUGUAGCUGACGAAUAUAACCCGCCAGCCGAUAACACAAUACUGAGGAACACUUUGUUUCAGUUCGUCCCUUUUAAUACACAACAGGUAACGCGAAUAUAACCAGCACUGGCGCCUCGUGAACAGGCUACGGAUUGGUUGAACCAGCCGAAAACUGACAACCACUCUGCAGAUGUUGAGGUACCUUACAAUAGUCUUUUGUUUAUGGUGCCAAACUCGAGUACAUUUGAAAUGCAAAACUCUGGCGGCAGCCUAUGAGGUCGAAGGAAGAUAAUACGUGUGUUUGAUGCCCUUCCGCGGUGGUGAGUUUGAUUGACAGCCGUGGCUACCGCCCUUCAGGGAUGUCGGUGGCAGCAGCAGUGCAAUCAUUUUCGUCAGCUUCAAGUAUUCAAGCGAAGGUGGCCAAACGUAGACAGCCAACUGCUUCUGCUUAAGCUCUUUAUAUCGGAUUUUGGCUCUUGCAAUUUAAGGAGUUUUCAAGAAGUGCUGCAGUUUUUUGUUGAUAAUAAUGGCCUCCAUGGCAACUGCAUAUCCAGAAUUUCCCAAACUAAACCAAGAACCCAUGUUAAGGAAAUGUACUCCUUUUUGUGACAAGAACAAGGAAUGCCCAGAUCAUCAUGAACUGUUGGUGGCCAUUGUGAAUUGUACAGAUAUGCUGGGUUCCUUGUCAAAUCUUGAUAAUUUAAAAGAGUGUGUGGAGAAAUAUACCAAAGGUGGAUGGGGCAAAGAUGAUGAUGUACCAGAUGCUGUCAUGGAGAACAGGUGUCCACUCAUCCACUGGGCAGCAUCCUUGGGAAAGUGUAAUGCUUUAGAGUGGAUGCUUGCGAGUGGAUUCUCCCCUGUGGCAAAAUCCUCAGGAAAUGGUGAAACUGCCCUGCAUAGAGCCAUCCAGUUGCUGUACAAAUCUAGACCUAAAUUUACUGUGAAAGAAUUGAACCCUAAAUUUUCUAAAAUGGUUGGCCUUCUAAAAGAAGCUCUGCUGAUAAAAGAUGAGGCACAUGGAGACACACCUUUUCAUACUGCAGCAAGCAUGCUUGUUAAUGGAGAUCACAAGCCCAACUUCUUUCUGUCUUGCGUGGAGGUGAUAAUAAAUAAAGGCAAGAAAAUGGGUGAUUACUCAGAUACUAUUUUGAAUGCUGUCAACAAUGAUGGAGAGACUGUUCUUCAUAUCUUAGCUCGUGGUGAAAAACACAAAGUUGAGUAUUGUACCCAGGCCAUCAGAUCACUCAUUGUGGCUGGUGCAGACAGAAGUAUCAGAAACAAUGAUGGUCAGACGGCUUUAGACAUUGCGCUCGCUGGUGGAACAGAACCUCUCGUGGAGGAACUAAUCAGGGUGGUUGAAACAGAUGAAUCGGUACUUGACAACCUAUCCACAGCGGAAAGCACAGGAGAGCUAGCUACUUAUUCUGGUCUUCCAACACCAUCACCUCCAACCAGUCUUGAUGGACAUUCCCCUGCAAGUGCUUCAAUCAUUGACAAUGAUGAUGACGAUUCUCUCAGCUACCCUCGCAUUACUCAUGUCCAGUCAGUGAAUAUAAAGGUAGAGCCCCUCGAUGACAAUGAAGAUGCUGAACAGCAAAUACAACAGUUACAGGAAGAGCAAGCUUCAUCCAGUGCAUCAUGUUCUGAAUUUUUGGGCAACUCACCACUGCUGAAGCACCUUGGAGAAGCUGGCUUGCUGCAUGAUGUUUCUGCUUUACUGGCUAGGGCUCGCAGUAGGGAUGAAGGAAACCUGCGAAAAAUACAAUCUCAAGCCAAAGAAAUUGAUGCACAGGUCAACACCAAACUGAAAGAAAUUGAAAGGAUGAAACUGGAGGUUUCUUCCCUCAAACUGAAAAGGAAACGGUGUGACGCUGAAGUUGAAAGACUUCACAAGAGACUUAUGUCAUGUGAUAGUGCACUUAAGGAGAUCCCUGGUGCUCCCACAGGCAUGUAAUUAUCAUGUAGGACAUUGUGUUUCUGCCACAUCAUGUUGAAAGCAUGUCAUAGCCUUAUAAUUAACUGUAAUAUAUAGUUGGCAUUUAAAGACUACACGUCUGCAAUAUUUUGUGUAAAUACAAGAAUAAUUUUAUAAGGACUUGAGAGAGAGAAUUCCUUUACAUAAGGAUACUUAUUGUUGGGUGUUUUUAAAAGUACUGAUGCAAGUACACCCCUGAAUGCAGUACAAUUAUUUUAAGUUAUAAAUUAAUUUAUUUGAAAGAGCUUCUUUAAAUUCCCAGUAGAAUGUGUAAAGGAGUAGAAUAUCCACCACAUCUUACAAGGUUGUUAAUAAAAAUAUUGAGUUAUAAACUGGACCCUGAAACAAAGUAGGCAGCACUAAACAGUUUUAUUUCCAUCAAUGUCAUGCUACUGUACUGAAAUUGAGCUACAAACAUUCACAAAAAUGGGCACAUUUCUCAGAAUAGAUGGUGAAAUGCGCCAGUUGUCCAUUUAGUUUGACAGUCCUGUCACCUAUAACACGGGAACAUAUUAUAAACUAAAGAGAAUUAUCUUCCAUCAACAAGAAAUACUUUUGCAAACUGCAUUGUUUGCAUGUGCAUACCCAGAAAUUAAAAGCAACUUAUAUUAAUUCAGAGAGAUGAUUUUAUACAAAUGUUCUCAUCGUAUGUUGUUGUUAUGUUGUUGUUGUUGUUGUUGGGUGUUGUUGUUUUUUUUUUUAACCGGGAUUAUUACAAUGCAUUCACAGAUCACUUAACAAUUAUUUUUACUACUUCCUUAAAACUCAGAAUUAUUAAACUUGUAAUCACAAUUCAUUUUUUGAAGGGUGGCCUUGUUAAAAAACAUGAUCUUAUUUUGUGUUGCCAUUUUCCCUGUUUUCUUCUGUUGUUUUUUUUCGUGUUGUUGUUGUUUUGCUCUCUUUUGCCAGUGUGCUGGUUCCAAGGAAAAAUAAAACUGAGAAUAGUCUGA